Pseudophryne corroboree (corroboree frog) is the source of this 2696-nucleotide messenger RNA. It is a transcript of the gene GRB14, whose product is annotated as growth factor receptor bound protein 14. Lineage: Eukaryota; Metazoa; Chordata; Amphibia; Anura; Myobatrachidae. Gene Ontology annotation, biological process: negative regulation of insulin receptor signaling pathway; insulin receptor signaling pathway. The coding region runs from base 102 to 1457 and encodes 451 amino acids. Gene Ontology annotation, cellular component: plasma membrane; cytoplasm. The transcript is spliced from 13 exons. The record is from RefSeq and is a predicted model, not a curated record.
AGUUUUGUCUGUUCAGUAUUAGGACAACUCUGCAAUCUCUGACGUGACUGCAUAUCCUGGACUUAUUAUUCCAAGUGUAAACUACUGGAAGAAGCGCAAGUAUGAGUUUGUAUGCAAGGAGAGUGACACUGCCUGCAAUCACCCCACUGGUGCUUCAGAAAAGGGUGAUUAAAGUUUUCAGUGAAGAUGGCACCAGCAGAGCUUUGGAGGUGCCAAAUGAUGUAACAGCUUUACAUGUAUGCCAGCUAUUGAUUCAAAAGAACCAUUAUAUCGAUGACCAGAACUGGACAAUGUUUGAGGAGCUCUCCACAUUAUGCCUAGAAAGAAUUAUAGAAGAUCACGAGUUGAUGAUUGAAGUUCAGUCAAAGUGGGACAUGGAGGAAGACUGCAGAUUUUCCUUCAGGAAAUAUUAUACAAAAUAUGAAUUUUUUAAAAAUCCAGAGAACUAUUUUCCAGAUUUAAUGCUGUCCUAUUCAAGCGAAGUUAAUGGUGCACCAAAGUCUGUUGAUACAGUAAAGAUGUUCCUGAGUACAAGCACAUACCCAGAAGUCCAAGGUUACUUAUACAUGUCAGAAAAAGGGAAAAAAUCAUGGAAAAAAAUGUUUUUUGUAUUACGACGCUCUGGGCUUUACUUUUCAACUAAAGGGACAUCAAAGGACCCCAGACACCUGCAGUUUUUCAGUGAUUUUAGCCAAAGUAAUGUAUAUAUGUUGCUUUCUGCAAGGAAAGUGUAUGGAGCACCCACAGACUAUGGAUUGUGCCUAAAGCCUAACAAGACAGGAGGAGCCAAGGAAAUGAAACUGCUGUGUGCAGAGAGCGAAGGGAGUAAGGUCUGCUGGAUCACAGCAAUAAGAUUGUACAAGCACGGAAAACAGAUUUACCAAAAUUACUUAAGACCUCACCAAACAAGUGAUCCAAGCUCUCAGAAUUUGUCAUCUAUGAGGAGCAUAUCAGAAAACUCGCUUGCGGCAAUGGAUUUCUCAGGCCAUAAAAGCAGAGUUAUUGAGAACCCUACAGAAGUGUUGUCUAUUGCUCUACAAGAAGGAUUGUUAUGGCGGAGGAAGAGCUGUGGACGUAUCAGUUCACAUGGCAUCCCCACAUCUUCUCAGAAUUCAACAAUGAACUUCGCUAUCCAUUUGUCACAACCCUGGUUCCACCACAAUAUAUCAAGACAUGAAGCUCAGAAAAUGAUAGUUCAGCAAGGACUUGUAAAUGGCGUUUUUUUGGUCCGGGAAAGCCAAAGUACUCCAAAGUCAUUUGUACUUUCAAUGUGUUAUGGACAGAAGAUAAAGCAUUUUCAGAUUGUUCCAAUAGAAGACGGAGGAGAUCUAUUUUAUACGUUAGAUGAAGGACACACAAGAUUCACAGAUCUCACACAGCUUGUGGAGUUUCAUCAGCUGAACAAAGGAAUACUGCCCUGUACUCUGAAACACUAUUGUACCCGUGUUACUGUUUGACGUUAUCAUGGUUAAGAUCAAAUAAUGUAAAUAAUGCGCAAGGAAUCUUUUUAUGAAGGCACUUUUCUUGUAUAUACUCAUUGGCAAAAAUUCUAGAUUGUUUUAUGAUUAAACUGAGGACAAAACGCAUUCAAAAGUCUCAGUUCAAAAAAUGUGAAAAUGAAACACCAUAACUGACAAAUUUGAAUACAAUGAAUAACUAGCUGUUCUAGCAGCUAGCUAUAAUUUAGAACAAUGUGACAUAUGUGGAAGUGAUUUUACAGGAAUAAUGGGGGUCAUUCCGAGUUGAUCGCUUGCUGAAAAUGUUCGCUGCGCAGCGAUGAUGCAAAAAAAACGGCACUUCUGCGCAUGCAUAUGCAGCUCAAUGCGCACGCGCAAUGUACUUUCACAAAGGCCGAUGUACUUUCACACAAGGUCUAGCGAUGCAUUUCAGUCGCACUGGCUUCCGCAGAGUGAUUGACAUGAAGUGGGCGUUUCUGGGUGUCAACUGACCGUUUUCAUGGAGUGUUUGAAAAAACGCAGGCGUGCCAGGAAAAACGCAGGCAUGGCUGGGUGAACGCAGGGCGUGUUUGUGAUGUCAGAUCCGGAACUGAAUGGUCUGAAGUGAUCGCAAGUGCUGAGUAGGUCUGAAGCUACUCUGAAACUGCACAAAAUUAUUUUGUAGUCACUGUGCGAUCCUUUCGUUCGCACUUCUGCUAAGAGACACUCCCAGUGGGAGGCGGCAUAGCGUUUGCACGGUUGCGAAAAACUGCUAGCGAGCGAUCAACUUGGAAUGACCCCCAUUGCACCUUCAGUUUAAAAGCCCAGUUGCUAACGCGAGAGUGGAACAUGAUUGGCUUAUCCUUGGACAACGCCCACCAUUUUUUAAAAUGGUAACGUCCCACUUUCAAAUUUCAUAUGUCAUGUCAUGAUCACUAUCACAUAUCAGGGUAUAUGUAUCAAGCGUUGUAGAGAUAAAGUGAAGGGAGAUAAAGCCCCAACUAAUCAGCUCCUGACUGUUAUUUUACAGGUUGUGCUUGAAAAAUGAUGGUUAGAAACUGAUUUGUCAUUACAUUAUCUCCGUCCACUGUAUCUCCAAGGCAUUUCCCCUAUGGUGUUUGGGCUUGUUACCCUGAAGGCGUGAAGUCAAAAUAUCCAAAAGGCUUUCCGUUCUUAUAAUACUUGGUGAUAUUAAGUAAUGAUACUUGAACUGUGCACAAUACAAAAUCUGUUUGAAAUAAAGUUCAAAUCAAUGUUUAA